This is a messenger RNA of Salvelinus sp. IW2-2015, 4826 nucleotides long. It is a transcript of the gene map7d2a, whose product is annotated as MAP7 domain containing 2a. Lineage: Eukaryota; Metazoa; Chordata; Actinopteri; Salmoniformes; Salmonidae. Gene Ontology annotation, biological process: microtubule cytoskeleton organization. The coding region runs from base 463 to 3450 and encodes 995 amino acids. Gene Ontology annotation, cellular component: microtubule cytoskeleton. The transcript is spliced from 19 exons. The record is from RefSeq and is a predicted model, not a curated record.
AGGGAAGAGAUUUUCGGCACAACACCCGCGGGCGAAGCACUGCUGCGCUGUCGAAUAUUCAUAAUUUCCAUCCAGUACGCCCUGAACUGGAGCGCAUCAUUUUCUCUCCGUCUGCCAACAGUUAACCAAGGAUACCAGCUACGAUCACACGUUACCUUCAAAAUAGCUAACUUAAUAGUAGCCUAUGGUCUCAUUCCGUAACCGCAUUCAUCCGAAUACCCUCCUGCUCUCCUGACCGCCUGUGCACCGUUAGCAUUCCGGGCGAGCAUACAUAUUGAUUGCUGAGGCAGUGGAAAACGGAUAGGCCUACAUCCCCUGAUAGAUUAGCCUAUGUUCUCCUCCUGCGCCUGAAGGUAGAAGCUGGCGAUGCUGUUUCCCUAGACUUGAUUUGGAGCCUUUCGCUGCGGGGUGUUUACGACAUUUCAUACAUACGUUUGGUGGCAUCCGCCGGUGACUACGAAGAUGGCGGAGACGGCAGUCAAUGCAGCAUCCAGUGGUGCCUUAACAGGAUUGACUCAACCAUCAGUUGCAGAGAAGAGAUCCCAAAGCAACGGCCAUGGCUCCCCAGCCCGUGUGGCACUUUAUCCAGGGAGCCUAGCUGCGAAACACAAUGAGGUGGUGAGCCCACCCUCGGUCACAGAGAAGAGGCCCCAGCUCAAUGGGCUCCCCUCCACUUUACUUCUGCCAGGCAACACCACUAACAAUCAUGCAGGUAAACAGUACGUAGAAGGGUAUCUGAGGACAGAUGACAGGAUGCGUUUAGCCAAAGAGAGACGUGAGGAGAGAGAUAAAGGUCUAGCGGUGCGAGAGCAGGCGAUCAGGGAGAAAGAGCGGAGGGCUCAGCUGCAGUAUGAGCGUACGGUGGAGGAGCGCUGGAGGAAGCUGGAGGAGCAGAGACAGAGAGAGGAGCUCCGCAGAGCUGCCGUGGAGGAAAAGAGGAGGCAGAGGCUGGAGGAGGAGAAGGAGCGGCUGGAGGCUCUGAUGAAACGCUCCCUGGAACGCAGCCUGCAGCUGGAGCAGAGGCCCAAACGCUGGACAUGGGGCGGACCUGGAGGAGCACAGGGUGACUGUGAGAAUGCCCCUCUCCUUGCCUCCACCUUUCCCCAUGAACUCGCCGCCCCCCUUCCUGCUGCCAGCGAAUCCGCCCAGCGCUGUCACCUGAACUCUGUGGAGAACCUGAUGGUCCACCGCCUCCUUACCCACACUCACUCCUCUAUGGCCAGGUGCCACAGUGCAGCAGACCUCCAUCUGCCCUGCCACCGAUACACAGCUCCCUGCAGCCCCCACAGGUCACCCUACCGGGGCUCGCCAAGCCGGGUUGAUCGACGGAGGCUCCAGGGCUCUCCAGAGGAGUCACCAGGAGGAUCUCGCUCAACCCCUCAAACCCCCAAGAAAGAAAGGUUACGCAGAGAGAGAAGGACUGGCUCCCCAGCGACAGGCUCCUCCGUGAGAAGAGCAGAAUCCCCAGCCAUGUUCACCAGACGCGCAGCCUCCCCCGCCACCCCCAAGUUGCUGCCUAAGAGCCGUACUCAGUCUCCCUGCACUGUGCGCCAGUACCACCCCUCUCCCAUCAGGCACAGACCCACCACCCCGGUUACCAACGGCAACAAGGAGGAUGGACAUGUUGAAGAAUCCAAAAGUCACAACAACAUCAAUGACAGAAAUGUCUCCAAGCCAGAAACCCCUGUGAAAAGUAUGUCUGAUAUCCAGAGCCCUGAGAAGUCUUCUCAAGCAGACACCCCUGAAAAAAAACUGGCCAAAACUGAGACCCCAGAAAAGAGAUUUCCCAAAAGUGAGACCCCAGAAAAGAGAUUUCCCAAAACUGAGGCCCCCGGUAAGAACUUAAAAGGUGAGAUUUCUGAAAGAAAGGACUCUAUGACUGACACUUCUGAUAAGAAAGCCUCCAAAAUAGACACCCCAGAUAAGAAGAUGCCAAAGUCCACCAGCAGUGAACUGAACGCAGAUAAGAGCACAGAGCCAUCGCCAGUGACAACAACAGGGAAAGGAGUUGCCGGGACGACAAACGCAGAGGAAGCAUCCAGACUGCUAGCGGAGCGUAGGCGUCUGGCCAGGGUGCAGAAGGAGUUGGAGGAGAAACAACGUUGUGAGCAGGAGGAGGAGGAACGUCUGAAGGCGGAGCAGCUGAGGAGGAGAAAGGCAGAGGAGCGGGCACGGCAGGAGGAGGAGAAGAGCAGACAGGAGGACCUCCGCAGGAGGAGAGCGGAAGAGGAGAAACGGCAGAGGGAGGUCCGGGAGAAGGAGCUACAGGUCCAGAUGGACAGAGAGAAGGAAGAGGGCGAGUUUCAGGCUCAGAAGGAUGCAGAGCGUCAGCAUCAGGAGAGAGAGAUACUGAAGCUGCAAGAGGAGGAGGAGAGACAGCUGAGGAAGAAGAGAAUUGAGGAGAUAAUGAAGAGAACCAGGAAGAGUGAUGAGAACCAGGAAGAGAUGAAGGAGGAGGGGCAGGUGGAGACUCAACCUGUCUCACCACCAGGGGAAAUGCAGAUGAACUCAAAGAUGAACAUUGGAGCUAAUGCUCAAGUGAAUGUGCACGAAAACCCAAAAGUUGAGUCUCAGGUUAAUGGGCAGGUCGCUGCCUGUGUCAACAAGCAGGACACUGCCCUGGUGAAGGGGCAAGCCACUGAUCAGGUGACCCCACUGAAGAAUGUUUUGGAAAAGGGACAGGACGCUCAACAAGUAAAUGUACAGGGUGCAGCCCAGGCUCUCAAGCAAGAGAGUGUCUUAGUGAAGGGAAAGGUCACUUCCCACGUGAUGAAGCAGGAGAAUGUCUUAGUGAAGGGAAAGGUCACUUCCCACGUGAUGAAGCAGGAGAAUGUCUUAGUGAAGGGAAAGGUCACUUCCCACGUGAUCAAGCAGGAGAAUGCACAAGUGAAUGUACAGGUGAAGAAACAGGAGGGUACCAAGGUGAGCAGCCAAGCCACUGCUCAGCUCAAAACCGAGGAGAGUACUCAAGUAAACGUGACGUUGACCACACAGACUAUCGUACAAGGGGUGCAGCCCAACAAACUGUCCCUGGCACUCCUACCAGUGGGCCAACCCCCACCUCCACUCAUCAACCUGGAGCUUCUGGAUGUGAAGAGCAGUGGGGCGUAUGAUGAGGUGCAGUCCAUGGAGGUCAGCCCAGUUUCCAAGGAGGAACUUAUCUCCAUCCCAGAGUUCUCCCCAGUCAAUGAGGUCCAGGAAAACGCCAUGAGUAAUGCCCGAGCCCUGGAAGAUCUGCUGGACCUGACGGGCCAUGUGGCCUACCCCAAACUCUCCCACAUGGACAGCCUAGGAGACUGCAACAAGAACCUGAUCGACGGGCUCUGCAGUCCCGGCGCCGAUUCCAAGCUCAUCCUCCACCCUCACACAAGCACAACAAGUCGCCAGGUACAUAAAAGUCGCCAGAACCCUGGACUGGCAAGCCAUGAUGGAAGGAGCAGAGGGAAAUGAUCUGCGUUGUCUGAUGUUAUUGAGGAUGGAAGUCUCUGCACCUCUCGAGAUGAGAGAGAGAAGGCACUCUGAAUGUAGUUUUGACCCUCCUUUGUUGACCUCCAACCUUGAAUGUCCAUUAACCUUCAACCUCCUACAUCUGUCCUCAUAGCCUUGGACAAUGGAACUUAAGUGACAGUAAUAUUAAUAGAUUUACUAUACUUGUCAAAUAAUAUCGUAAUGAUAGUCAUAGAUAUCUGUGUCAUGCCAUGUAUCGCUUAGAGCAGUUGUUAGUGUGGUGUCUGAAACGUGGGUGUAUGUGUGUACGUCUCAAUGAAAGGAAGUGCCCGUGAAGUAAUUGGACUCUUGACUGCCUGUUAUGAUCUAAAGCAGUCAGCUAAGCUAGUUAAAUCUUAUUUGAAAACAAAAGCUUUUAUUCUGUAGUUGGGUAGAAGCUCAGACUGGUGAUAUCCUCUCCUUAAAUAUUUGUUUUAUAGUGAAAGACCCCACAUAUACAGAUGUAGAAUAUCAUAUCAGUAAGUUGCCUUUGCUAUGCAGUAUUGUUCCUCUAAUGAUUGAAAGUUUCAUAUUGCUCUGAAUCCACCUAAUGUAGUUUAGUAUGCACUGAUCAUUCAAUUAGAUUGUUCCACUGAAAAGUCUACAGUUUUCAAUUCUGGCUGUGGAUGCCUCAGGCUAGCUCGUAUCUCCCUGGACAUGAUUAACUCCCAAGAGACUCAAGCUUGUUGUCACAGUGUAUGUUUCCAACAUGCUGUGUGAUUGGGUUUGUAGCAUGUGUGCCAUAAUACUUGAACACAGGUCAAAUAGUACUGCAACUCAAAAGUCAACAUAAAGAAUAUGUACAAUAACGUUCCUCAUUAUAAUCCAGAUUGCCAUUAACCCAUGCAUUGCAAGUUUUUUGUGGUAUCUUUUCUUCCUUGAUCUACAAAGUAAUGAGCUAUGCAUGAUCCCUCAAAAGUCUGAAACCUCUGAGCUGGUAUCAUUUGUAUCAUAGAUUGGUGACUUUGAUUGCUACAAGUCAAGGACAAAACCUAUCAUGACUUGCAGGAUGCUGUGUUGUCCAAAUUAAGUUUAUUUCGGUGUGUGUAUAUGCACAGAUGUGAGUGGUCAGUCACUGGUUCCACUUGAACUGUAUUGUGUUUUGAUAAAUAAUGCACCAAAAGAAGGCAAGAUUUUUACUUGGAAGACUAAGCAACCAGGAAUUUAGAAAAUCAGGUUUAUAGAGAACACAUUUUAACAGUUCAAACCUACUGUAGUUUGUCUGUCUUAUUUCUAACUAAAGCGGCAUAGCAGUUAAUAAAAAAAAUUGAACUAUUGUAAACAUUGUGCAUGGAUCAUUAGCAUAAGAUGAUAGAUGUACCAUUUAAUAAACCUUCAAA